CGGUACAAUAGAGCUGUUGUGCCGUGGUGGUGGACAGACUGCUACCCAGGAUCUCCUUCUGUGUUCGGACACAAAAAACCCAAAUUCCCCCUCUCUGAAAUCACCGGAGCCUCCGUGUGUUUUACCCCGUAUUCUGGAGGUUUGAUCCGGACUGAAAAGUGGCGGGAAUAAAGCGGACAGCAGCGGGUGGACUGAAGGAUGUUACAGGAUGAAACGCCUCCAUUCCUCCAGCAGCAGCGACAGUUCUGACAAUGAGAGUCCCUCUACCUCUUUCUGCUCCUCAAACAAAUAUGGCGGCAAACCUGAAACCCCCGCCGCCGACCCGAAGAAACCGGCUGAAGUGUUCAGAAAAGACCUGAUCAGUGCCAUGAAGCUGCCCGACUCCCACCACGUGUCCCCGGAGGAUUACUACCUGCUGGCGGACACCUGGAAGCAGGAGUGGGAGAAGGGGGUGCAGGUGCUGGCCAGCCCCGACACCAUCCCCCAGCCCUCCGUCAGAGCGGUUGUGGAGAAGCCCAAAGAGCUGCUGUUCACGCUCCAGAGGAAGUUCCUCCAGAGCUCCAGUCAGGAGUCCACGGAGCCGGGAUACAUGAACAUCAAGGAGCUGUCGGAGAACAUGUGCCGCUACGACCUGGACGACAUGGACCUGCACUGGCUGCACGGCCUCAACACGGAGCUGCAGCGCAUGGGCGAGGAAUCCAUCGACGAGCUGACGAUGGAGCGCGUGAUGGAGGCGCUGGAGACGCAGUGCCACGGGAACAUGAAGCACGCCAUGGAGACGGUGGAGGGGCUCGGCAUCGAGUACGACGAGGACGUGAUCUGCGACGUGUGCCGCUCCCCCGACAGCGAGGAGGGCAACGACAUGGUGUUCUGCGACAAGUGCAACAUCUGCGUUCACCAGGCAUGUUACGGUAUCGUCAAAGUACCCGUGGGGAACUGGCUCUGCAGGACCUGUGUCCUCGGCAUCGACCCGCAGUGCCUCCUCUGCCCUCAGAAGGGAGGGGCCAUGAAGGCAACACGGGCCGGAACCAAGUGGGCCCACGUGAGCUGCGCCCUGUGGAUCCCAGAGGUGAGCAUCGCCUGUCCUGAGAGGAUGGAGCCCAUCACCAAAGUGUCCCACAUCCCCCCCAGUCGAUGGUCGCUCAUCUGCAGUCUGUGCAAGUGGAAGACAGGAGCGUGUAUCCAGUGCUCGGUGAAGAACUGCACCACCCCCUUCCAUGUGACCUGUGCCUUCGAGCACAGCCUGGAGAUGAAGACCAUCCUGGACGAGGGCGACGAAGUGAAGUUCAAGUCCUACUGCCUGAAGCACAGCAAGUCUAAAGGAGGGGGGGAGCCUGGCCUGAGCCCUGCACGAUCCAAAGCGCCCCCCGAGGCUGAGAAGGGGGGGCAGCGAGCUCAGAGGCUGCAGGAGCUGGAGGAGGAGUUCUUCACCCGGGUCCGGCAGGAGGACCUGGUGGGGGCCGUGGGGCUGUCGCUGCGCCUGGUCGACUUCAUCUUCCAGUACUGGAUGCUGAAGAGGAAGGCCAACUUCAACAGAGCGCUGCUGCCCCCCCGACAGGGCGAGGAGAACCUGGAGCUGCAACCGCAGGAGGACAGCAUCCACACCCGCAUGAGAAUGUUCAUGCACCUGAGGCAGGACCUGGAGAGGGUGAGGAAUCUGUGCUACAUGGUGAGUCGUCGUGAGAAGCUGAAGGUUCUGCAGGGCAAAGCCCAGGAGCAGAUGUUCAACCUCCACGUGAAGCUGCUGAACCAGGAGCUCUCUGCCGGUCUUCCUUCUUCCUCUUCUGCAGAGAGCGUGCUGUUCCGUCCUCCUCCGAGGAUCACCCUGAAGCUGAAAAUGCCCAAAUCCUCCAGCCUGGGAAAUGGCGGUUCUAAAUCCGGGAAUGGGCCGCUGUGCCCGGACAAUAGUGGGAAUGUGACGGAGCACGGGGGGGAAGGGUUAGGUCUGGGGAAGCCUCAGAUGCACGGACACAACCGGAGAGACGAGCGCUCCAACGGGCGUCUUUCGUCCUCCUCUUCCUCCAGCCGCCCGGCGCCGCCCUUCACCAAGCCCAGCGGGAAGCCUCUGGCCCUGCAGGCGGCGCUGCACGGACACGCCUCCCACAGCAACGGCAAAUCCAACGGCCUGCUGGAGAAGCUAGUGUCGCAGAAGAAGGACAGUUCCUGCCAGACUCCCAGCGAGCAGGAAGCGUCGAAGAGCAGCUUUCGGAAGUCCGCCAUGGAGCACUUUGGCCGCUCCUUCAAAGAGGCCACCAUCAACCUGGUCCGGACCACGGAGGACCUGAGGGCCUCUGACAAACUGUCCCGGAAAGAGAGACUGUGGGCCAAACCGGUGUCGGAAAACCCGGUGCCGAGCGGGAGGCAGGACAGCGACGGAUACUGUCCCGACCUGGAGCUCAGCGACUCGGAGCCCGAGGCCAAAGGGAGGCACCGGCGGAAACAGGGCGGGGCCCCGACAGACUCCCAAAAGAAACAGGGCUCCAGACACCCGGUGCAGAGGUGACGGCAGUGUGCACCCCCCCUCCAGACUGAAGCAACUGAAGCGUUGACUCUAAUUCAAUGCAUUAGGUCAACAGAUUUCACUUAAUUUAAUUUUUAGCUCCAACUUAAUAUUAUUGCUUUAAACUCACCUAAUUCAGCGGACUGAAUUCUGCUGACUCGAUCCAUUUAAGUAGAGACUACGCUUCAGUCGUUCAGCGUAGUCUUCCUAAGUGUCUUUGUGAAACACGCCUGUACACUACAGCUGCAGAGAUUCAUCCUCAAAACUGUUAAAAGUAUUUUGAUAGAUUUCAUUUUUUAGAAAACAAAAGACAAAGAUUCUUUAACUCCAGCUUCUUCAAUGUGAAUAUUUUCUGGUUUUCUUUUCUAAACAAUAAAAACAAGACAUCUUAGGACAUCCUCAUCAUCAUUCUUCACCAUUUUCUGGACCAAAAAAGCUAACAGGUGGUGCAGGAAUGAGUCCUUAAACCGUGCCAUGACUCGGCAUUUUAGCACUUCCUGUUCCCUCGUCUUAAAGUCAAUGGUUUUCUGAAUGUGUUUUUGGUUGUUAGCCUGAAAUAAGGUCUGUGGUUCACCACAGAUUGUGGAUUUAAAAACAGUAGUUGCUAACAAGUGUGUGAAUGAGACGACUAAACGCCAUCACGUCCCACGUUAGCCGCCUUUAGCUUAGCGGUGGUGGAGAUUAUCCUGCUGAACAAAAUGUGUUAAUAUCAUAACAGAGAUUAUUUCCUAACACUUGGAAAAAUCCCAUUGGCUUUUUGUGGAGGGAACCAGUGAGAUGCUACAUUUACCCCAAUAAAUAUAUGUGCAGACCUACUGUACGCAAAGAUGCAUUAAGGGAAUUUUCAGCAUCAUCAUCCAUUGGUGUUCAUUUAACCACAGAAAUAGCCCUGUGUUAGUCCGUCAGAUUUCCACGACUGCCUUGUCAUGGCUGUAGUUACAUUUUGUACUCUGCACAACUUUGUAUGAAACACACAGGUUCAUUUUGCCUUUCCUACUCAAUCUGCUGUAUGUGACAUGUUGAAAUUGGGAUGUAAAUACUGUGAAUCUCACAUGCUCUACUUUCAAAAUCUAAUGACCCCCAGAAAGUGAAACCCAGCAUCCCCCUUUAACUGUCUCUCACACACUGUUUCCACACAGGUAAUACACUGACUGUCCAUACUGGUCAAGUAUUGGGGUUGUUUUAUGAAGAGAAAGGCCUUUUGUGUGCUCAGUUUUACACCAUUUGUAGAAAUGAGCCUGAAAAACAUGGAGCUUCUUGUGUGUAAGAAAGUAAAAUGACAUUCCCUGAUUGAAAGCAGCAUUUCUAAAUCGAACGACAGAAAAUAAUUGCAAACUAUUUUGAUAAUUAUGUAAUUUUUCAUGUGGAAAAUGUCUUGAAAAGCCUAAAAAAUGUUGGGAUUUGCUGUUUUUGUCCUGUUUUUCUAUCAAAGCGGGACAUUAAGACGUGUUUUCCACAGAUAAUCAACACGUUCAUUAGUUAGAGUAUGUAGUUCCCUCAGCUCAUCACAUGAUCCGCCUUCACUAUCACUCCUUACCUUUUUAUAUGUGUCUUUUUCUGUUUCUUGUCACCUUUUUUUUGUGUAAUUAAAGACUGGAAUAACUGGUU
Messenger RNA from Eleginops maclovinus (Patagonian blennie), 4108 nucleotides. It is a transcript of the gene jade3, whose product is annotated as jade family PHD finger 3. The record is from RefSeq and is a predicted model, not a curated record. NCBI's taxonomy places the organism in Eukaryota, Metazoa, Chordata, Actinopteri, Perciformes, Eleginopidae. Gene Ontology annotation, biological process: regulation of transcription by RNA polymerase II. Gene Ontology annotation, cellular component: histone acetyltransferase complex.